AUGUCAUGUCUCCAGGAGGAGCGAGUGGUGCUGGUGGCGACGGGCAGCUUCUGUCCUGUGCACAAGAUGCAUGUGCGCAUGUUCGACAUUGCGCGGGCACACCUGGUCAGCAAUGGAUUGUACACCAAUAACGUUCUACAAACAACAAAACAGAACGUGGUCGGCGGCUUCUUGUCGCCCAGUCACGACGUGCACGUUCAGGCCAAGCUGGGCGAGCGCUACAUCUCCGGUUUGGACCGAGUUAAGAUGUGCGAACUGGCUGUGGCCGAUUCAGAGUGGCUGGCAGUGUCGUCUUGGGAGUGCUCUCAGCCGCACUUCGUGUCCUUUGACCAGGUGACCCAAAACAUCCAGGAGUAUCUCAACCAACAGAUGCCCCAGUACCGCUGGCGUUGCUUCUUCCUCUGCGGUGCAGAUCUGGUUUACCGGGAAAAAGAUUAG
Molecule: messenger RNA, 438 nt
Organism: Acanthamoeba castellanii str. Neff
Lineage: Eukaryota; Discosea; Longamoebia; Acanthamoebidae
Product: nicotinamide-nucleotide adenylyltransferase/ nicotinate-nucleotide adenylyltransferase, putative
Exons: 5
Coding region: 1-438 (145 amino acids)
Biological process (GO): NAD+ biosynthetic process
Molecular function (GO): nicotinamide-nucleotide adenylyltransferase activity; nicotinate-nucleotide adenylyltransferase activity
Source: RefSeq, a predicted model, not a curated record